Messenger RNA from Astyanax mexicanus (Mexican tetra), 776 nucleotides. It is a transcript of the gene rbp4l, whose product is annotated as retinol binding protein 4, like. The record is from RefSeq and is a predicted model, not a curated record. Gene Ontology annotation, molecular function: retinol transmembrane transporter activity; retinoid binding. Bases 1 to 591 code for a protein of 196 amino acids. NCBI's taxonomy places the organism in Eukaryota, Metazoa, Chordata, Actinopteri, Characiformes, Acestrorhamphidae. The transcript is spliced from 5 exons.
AUGGAGUACUACAAGUUUGCCCUGCUGGUGGUCUUCUUGUCCUACAUCGAGCGCUGCUGGUCUGCUUCCUGUGUGGUGGACAGCUUCACAGUUAAGCAGGACUUCGACCCAAAAAAGUAUGCAGGUAAAUGGUACGCCCAGCAGAAGAAAGACCCAGAGGGACUCUUCCUCCAGGACAACAUUUCUGCAGAGUACACCAUUGAUGAAGAUGGAACCAUGACUGCUUCCUCCAAGGGCCGUGUUACACUGUUCGGAUUCUGGGUUGUCUGUGCUGAUAUGGCUGCUCAGUACACAGUGCCUGACCCCACCACCCCUGGCAAGAUGUUCAUGACCUAUCAGGGCCUGGCGAGCUACCUGUCCAGCGGAGGUGACAACUACUGGGUCAUCGAUACCGAUUACGAUAACUACGCCAUCACCUACGCCUGCCGCACGCUGAAGGACGACGGGACCUGCGACGACGGAUACGCUCUGAUUUUCUCCCGUAACCCCCGCGGCCUGCCCCCCGCCAUCCAGCGCAUCGUCCGCCAGAAACAGGACGAAAUCUGCAUGGCCGGCCAGUUCCAGCCUGUGCUCCAAUCAGGAGCGUGCUAAACUCUCUGGGAGAGGUUUCAUCAUCACACUGGGGAGGCUGAGGGAGGACAGGGGACGUGUCUUAAAUCAGCAUUAUAGAGAUUCUAAAAAACAAAACAUUUAUCAGGGAGAAACUGUUCAAUACUCACUGUCUCAAGGGAAACUUGUGUCUGUGAAAAUAAAUAUUUUUUAAACAAAAAAAAGAA